AUGCAGUUACUUAAGAACUUGGCAUGUAUCUUAAUGGCCAAAUUAACUGUCUUUGCAGAAUGUCAAAGUUCCGUUUUGGAUUUGACUCGGUCCCAGUCCUUGGAUCCCCUUAUUAACUGUACAGAAAUAAGUGGAAACCUAGUUAUCAUUGGCUUAUCGAACACCCAAUGCGGUCCAAACGGUCUUAGUCUCCCAAGACUUUUUCAAAUUUUCGGCUCUCUGACUAUAGAACAUUCCAGCUGUAAAGGCGAUCUCUCUUACUUUCUACCAAAUCUAAUUGCUAUCCAUGGGAUUUUACCUUCCCCUACUCAAUUGCUUGUUGAUGGCAAAGUUGCUAUCUCUCCUUCUCCACUUCUCAUUCACCAUACGGCUCUCUCAGGCAUUGGUCUUCGGUGUCUUCGAGUACUGGGGAAACAUGGAGUGCUUUUGAUAGACAAUCCGCAAAUGUGCUACACAGACACUGUUGGUUGGCAUCUUCUCACUCCUUCAGUACCUCCCUCUAAGCCCCUCACCUUUAACAGUAGCAUGACAAGUCGGAGUGGUGGCAGCGUUUUGGGGCAAGAUUUAUUGCGCAAAGAGGGUCUCUUUGACUUGUGUGCUAAUGCCUGUCCAGCAAAUUGCGAGUGGGUCACCAUGAACAAUUUGCCCCGAUCUCUUUGUUGGUCCCAAGAUCAUUGUCAACGCGUUUGCAACGCUAAAUGUCGCGAUGCGUCCUUGAGUUGUUCGAUGCAGAAUACCAGCGAGUGUUGUCAUCCGAAUUGUUUGGGUGGCUGUACAGGCCCUACAGCAGGAGACUGCCUCAUUUGUCGGAAUUUUCAUUACAAUAAUAUGUGUCUUUCUUCUUGCCCUGAUGGAUUAUUUGAGCUCUACGGUCGGUACUGCGUGACCAGGGAUGCGUGUUUGUCAAAACCUGUUCCAGAGGACCUCUUUCCAUGCAUCCUUCGACAAGCGGGUCUUCAUUCCACCGGCUUUUCUAUUCAAGGGAGAACAUGUGUUCCUGUUUGUGACCCGGGUUUUCGUCGUUCACCCUCUGGGGAAUGUUGUCCUUGUGAUGCGGACUGUGAGGAUGUAAAAAGAGAUUGUGGCGACAUCGUCAUUUAUCAGCAGGCUGACCUAGCCUCUGUGAAGGAUUGCCUCAGUGCUCGAUCUGUGCUCAUCAGUAUUCGAACAGGCCAAGAUGAUCUGUCGACUUCCCUUGCUGAGGCCUUCUCCAGCCUGCGUGUCAUAUACCGCUCUCUGAGGGUCAUCCGCUCUGAUGCUCUGCUCUCUCUUUCAUUCCUUCAUCACCUAAAGAAAAUUCACGGUACUGAACCCAUUGUUAAGGAUGGGUUGGUGACUUCUGUUGAACCGCCACAUUCUUCCAUCACUGCUCUAGAGAUCACAUGGAACGGGAAUUUGGAGGACCUAUGGUUUCUCCCUCCAGGUUCACCCAAGUUAGAGAUCCUCUCCGGGAGUGUCGAAUUCAGCGCUAAUAACCGUCUUUGUCCGGAUAAGAUCCAGAAUUUUCUCAACGAAAGAGUUGUCCUUGUGACGGAGCGAGAGCUCACUCCCUCUGAACUUGAUCUCAUCAACACCUCAAAUGGAGAAUAUGCACUAUGUAACGCUAAACCUCUGAAUGUGACCGUUGUUGAAGAGCUGCAGAAUAGCGUCACUCUGAGGAUGAAUCGUAUGGCAUGGAAUGAUCCGAGGCAAAUCCUUCCCGCCAUAAUUUCUUACGGCAGAAGAUGGAAUGAGGUAGAGCUAAACUGUGGUCUCCCCCAGUCUCCCUCAUCAUUAACACAUGGAGCUUCUUCAUCGCAAUUUCGAACUGCCUCGUCACCAUCACGCGGAUCUCAUAGCGUUGUAGGUGGGGGAGGUGGAGUUGGGGAAGAGAUUUUAACUUGUCUCCUGGAUAAUCUCGCUCCUGCAACCACCUACUCCGCUUUCAUAACAAUCGCUACGCUAAGCAAACACGAGGGUGCCCAAAGUCGACGCUUCCACUUCACUACGAAGCCCGCGACUCCGUCAACUCCGACAUUUUUGCGAGCCAUAUCCGCAGGUCCCACGAGUAUUCAACUCCUGUGGAAUCCACCGAAUCGGCCAAAUGGAAAGAUUGUUGAGUACCGUAUUCGCUACCUCCAGAUGAAGCUGGAGAAAAAUGACUUCCUUUCUCGCGAUGCAUGCUACAACAGUUCCUCAUUUCCCUGUUCUGCUGUAGAUGAGGGCAGCAUUACGGUUGAUUCAGGUUAA
Molecule: messenger RNA, 2229 nt
Organism: Hydatigera taeniaeformis
Lineage: Eukaryota; Metazoa; Platyhelminthes; Cestoda; Cyclophyllidea; Taeniidae
Source: the annotation of a GenBank genome assembly